This is a messenger RNA of Vidua chalybeata, 592 nucleotides long. RefSeq names its product putative cuticle collagen 91. The record is from RefSeq and is a predicted model, not a curated record. The coding region runs from base 1 to 528 and encodes 175 amino acids. The transcript is spliced from 4 exons. Lineage: Eukaryota; Metazoa; Chordata; Aves; Passeriformes; Viduidae.
AUGACUCACCAGUUGCCGGGCGGACCCGCAGAGCCCGGCGGCCCCGCCAGCGGAAUUUCGGGCUCGGCCCGGGGGUACGGAUCCGCACCGGGGGCGGGCCCCGAGCCCCCUGCCCACCCCUGGGGCCGAUCGGGGGCUCCCCGCACCCAGCAGCCGGAGGAGGAGCAGCAGCAGCAGCAGGAACAGCAGGAAGAGGAGCGGGAGAAUCCCGCCGCUCGCACCGCUCGCACGCUGGGUCUGCAGCACCCCCUGCCCCGGGAGCAUCGCCCCCAGCCCCGAGCCGCAGGAUUUCCCAUUCCCAAACUUUGGCUGGGUGGAGGAGGAGGCUGCGAGGAAGAGGAAGGAGGCCUGGGACAGCCAGGCAGAGCAGGAGCUGAGGAUGGAGAGCAGGGAGGACAAAUUCCCGCGGCAGAACCUCGUGGAAGAGGCCGUUUUGAGCGGCUCCACGGUGCAGGAACCCAACGGGGAGGAAAAGCCCCGGAGAUGCCGCACGAGGAGGGGCUGCAAAUGCAGAUCACGGGGAUCUGAGGAGGAAAGACCCAGCCUGGGCUGGGGAGGUGGCCGGAGAUGGAACCAGAGCUCAGAGCUGGUG